Elgaria multicarinata webbii is the source of this 5576-nucleotide messenger RNA. RefSeq names its product POU class 2 homeobox 1 (gene POU2F1). Gene Ontology annotation, molecular function: RNA polymerase II cis-regulatory region sequence-specific DNA binding; DNA-binding transcription factor activity, RNA polymerase II-specific. Gene Ontology annotation, biological process: regulation of transcription by RNA polymerase II. The transcript is spliced from 16 exons. NCBI's taxonomy places the organism in Eukaryota, Metazoa, Chordata, Lepidosauria, Squamata, Anguidae. The record is from RefSeq and is a predicted model, not a curated record. Bases 27 to 2327 code for a protein of 766 amino acids. Gene Ontology annotation, cellular component: nucleus.
GGCCGAUUUUGAUUAAAAUAUUCAAAAUGGCGGACGGAGGAGCAGCGAGUCAAGAUGAGAGUUCGGCGGCGGCGGCGGUGGCAGACUCAAGAAUGAACACUCCGUCAGAAACCAGUAAACCUGUAAAAAUGGAGAGCGGGGAUGGGGACACAGGCACACAGACAAAUGGCCUGGACUUUCAAAAACAGACUGUGCCUGCCGCGGGGGCAAUCUCUACAGCCCAGGCCUUUCUUGGACACCUUCAUCAGGUUCAGCUCCCUGGAUCAAGUUUACAGGCUGCUGCCCAGUCCUUAAAUGUACAGUCUAAAUCCAAUGAAGAAUCGGGUGACAGUCAGCAGCCAAGCCAGCCUACCCAGCAGCCUUCAGUACAGGCGGCCAUACCCCAAACCCAGCUCAUGCUGGCCGGAGGACAGAUCACUGGGCUCACGUUAACACCAGCCCAGCAGCAAUUAUUGCUACAACAGGCACAGGCACAGUUGCUGGCAGCUGCAGUGCAGCAUUCAGCCAGUCAGCAGCACAAUGCUGCAGGCGCCACCAUCUCAGCUUCUGCUGCAACGCCCAUGACACAGAUCCCUCUAUCUCAGCCGAUACAAAUUGCACAGGAUUUGCAGCACCUGCAGCAGCUCCAACAACAGAAUCUCAACCUGCAACAGUUUGUGUUGGUGCAUCCAACAACCAACUUGCAACCAGCACAGUUCAUCAUCUCACAAACACCGCAGGGGCAGCAGGGUCUCCUGCAAGCGCAGAAUCUCUUAACGCAACUACCUCAGCAAAGCCAAGCCAACCUCCUGCAGUCUCAGCCAAGCAUCACUUUCACCUCUCAGCAGCCAGCAACCCCAACACGCACAAUAGCAGCGACCCCUAUUCAGCCACUUCCACAGAGCCAGUCAACACCAAAGCGAAUUGAUACUCCCAGCUUGGAGGAGCCCAGUGAUCUUGAGGAGCUUGAGCAAUUUGCCAAGACUUUCAAACAAAGACGGAUCAAACUUGGAUUCACUCAGGGUGAUGUUGGGCUCGCUAUGGGUAAACUCUAUGGAAAUGACUUCAGUCAAACUACUAUCUCUCGCUUUGAAGCCUUGAACCUCAGCUUUAAGAACAUGUGCAAGUUAAAACCACUUCUGGAAAAGUGGCUCAAUGAUGCAGAAAACCUCUCAUCUGAUUCAGCUCUCUCCAGCCCAAGUGCCCUGAAUUCCCCAGGGCUGGGGAUUGAGGGAUUGAACCGCAGGAGGAAGAAACGCACCAGCAUAGAGACCAACAUACGUGUGGCCUUAGAGAAGAGUUUCCUGGAGAACCAAAAGCCUACCUCGGAAGAGAUCACCAUGAUAGCUGAUCAGCUGAACAUGGAGAAAGAGGUGAUCCGCGUUUGGUUCUGUAACCGGCGCCAGAAGGAAAAAAGGAUCAACCCACCCAGUAGUGGUGGAACCAGCAGCUCGCCCAUCAAAGCAAUGUUCCCUUGUCCAACUUCACUGGUGGCAACCACACCAAGCCUUGUGACAAGCAGUGCAGCGACUACCCUGACUGUCAACCCUGUGCUCCCUCUAACCAGUGCGGCUGUAACUAGUUUGGCAGUCACAGGCACCACGGAAACUAUCCCCAACAACACAGCAACUGUAAUUUCUACAGCACCCCCAGCUUCCGCGGCAGUAACAUCUCCCUCAUUGAGUCCCUCUCCUUCUGCCUCCGCUUCCACUUCUGAGGCGUCUAGUGCCAGUGAGACCAGUACAACACAGACAACCUCCACUCCCCUGUCCUCAGCAAUUGGGACCAGCCAAGUGAUGGUAACUGCUUCUGGGUUACAAACAGCAGCAGCAGCUGCGCUACAAGGAGCUGCACAGUUGCCUGCAAAUGCAAGUCUUGCUGCCAUGGCGGCUGCCGCAGGACUAAAUCCAGGCUUGAUGGCAUCCUCACAGUUUGCAGCUGGAGGUGCCUUACUCAGUCUCAAUCCAGGGACACUAGGCGGUGCUCUCAGCCCAGCUCUGAUGAGCAACAGUACACUAGCAACUAUUCAAGCUCUUGCAUCUGGUGGCUCUCUUCCAAUAACAUCACUGGAUGCAACUGGGAACUUGGUGUUUGCCAAUGCUGGAGGUACGCCUAACAUCGUCACUGCCCCACUGUUCCUGAACCCUCAGAACCUUUCCCUGCUCACCAGCAACCCAGUGAGCUUGGUCUCUGCAGCUGCAGCCUCCGCAGGGGCCUCUGGACCGGCAAUCGCCAGCCUUCAUGCCACUUCCACCUCCGUAGAGUCUCUCCAGAACUCUCUCUUCACAGUGGCCUCGGCCAGCGGGGCUGCCUCCACCACCACCACCACUGCCUCCAAGGCACAGUGAUGAGUUGAGCUGAGCUGUGCUACUACCCCUGAGCCUAUUUCACUCUGCGGUGAUAUUGGCUGCCAGCUGGGUUUAUAAACUGCAAAAUGUGAUUGGCUUCCUCUCGCCGCAUUGCUGGGGACAAGGGAGAGAAGGAAAAACACGAAAAAAGGAAAAAAAAAAAACAAGAAGAAGGAUUUAAAACUGGGACAAGCAUUUGCCUAAUUUUAUAAUAAACACUGUCUUUUCAGGAUUGCUUCAUUGAUUGGAGAACUUUCUAACCAAAAAUGUAAAAAAAAAACAAAAAAAACAAAAAAGGACUACUUAUCAUUUCCAGCAGUCUCAAUGACAAGUUAAGGUGGGUUAUCAACUCAAACAUAGGAACGGGAUUUCUUCUUUCUUUUUGAUCUAAAUAUCUUUUUUUUUUAAUUAUCAUUUAUUGGUCUGUUGUACAGGCCAUAAUGUCAUACAAGGUGUUUAUAAUCUUAUCAAUCAUGUUGGGGUUCCUUUCUUAACUGGUACAAUUUAGGCAGGCCUGUAUUACUGAUGUAUCUCUUUAUGAUUAUUAUUAUUAUUAUUUUUAUAUAUAUAUAUAUAUAUAUAUAGUUCGGACACAUUUGUCUUUGCUCCUGGAACUGUUUCAGCAAGUUCCCAUGCCACGCGGAGGGAAGAGAGAAGAGAGGGGAGCAUGUGAAUUGCAAAUGUUCUUUGCCGUUUCCUUUUCCUUGGCGGUAUGUUUUUUGUGAUUCUCUCAGAGGUGUUGGUGGCUAAGUGAACAUGCGGAGGGUAAUGUGCAAAGAUAGUCCAUGCUUGUGAGGUGAGAGUUCGGUUUGGACAGCAGUUUGCUCAGCUUACUUAGGCCAAAUCUAGCUCUCAUUUGCACGUCUUUGGCUCCUGUUGAUGCCAAGGGGGGUAAGGAUUUGGCCUGUAGAGUCUGUCUUCAACACCUUUGCUAGUGGCUCUCUUAUCUCAUAAUUGCAUGGAAAUUGCCACUUUACAACAUUGGGAAUAUUUCUCUUAUUUACAUUCUCAGGAGGCUGCCUGUAUUGGUGAUAACUCAUAUGCAUCCAUUGAACCUUCCUACUGGCUGUUUGGCAUAGGAUUUCUAAAAGCUGCAUUGGCUCAUCUCUAAGAACAUUUUUCCCUGGUGUCUCCAGUAUGAUUGUAUUGAAAAUGUUUUCAGCUUAAAACAUUUCUGUUCCAGAAGUAAAAUGGGUCAAGUGAACAGGAAGUACUGUUUAUGCCAACACAGCCAUAAGAAAAAGCAGCCUUCUGUUCUUGCUCCAUUCUAAACAGUUUGUAGUGUUGUUGGACACUGUUUGCUGCUCUGGAAAAAGGUGGUAAGGAAUGAUCAGAAAACCAGCCAGCCUGCUGUAGGACAUGGUGAACACUGGCAUGUUGCAUGUAUCUUGCAACAUUUUAUGCUCUUCUAGUGGCAGCUGCUGCUGCUAGCUAGAUCAUUUAUGGCAGCAAAUACCUCUGCUAUAGAGGAGGAAAAAUGUUUCCAAGCAACGUAACAAGUGGUAUGUGCAAACAGCUGCUAACAAUGGACAGAAGAGAGAUAGAGGAGACAGAGAUUAACUUAAAUGUUAUACUAGUCUGAACCCUAAAUCUUCUCAGCUAAGAAGAGGUUGGAUCAUUGCAAUGUACUUGGAAUUUUCUUGUCCUUUUGAGCAGAAUUAGAAAACAUCUUCAGGGCGGUAGAGCCGCCCACUGUUACUUUUCACUAAACUGGGUGGGGUGGGGUGGGAGAGUUCUAAAGCUCAUGCCAUUGUAAUCCAUUUCCUGCCAAAGGUAAUUCUUCAAUUACCACCUGAUAUCUGAAAGGCAGCAACUUUAUUCUUAAUGCCUUUCUCUGGCUGGUGUCCCUAAUUCACAGGCCUUGCAUUAAUUGUCAGCUGGCAGAAAUCUUUGUCUCCUCUCCAGAUGCUGUUUGUUCUCUGUUCAUCUCUGAAUCUCCAACUUCCUGUUUCACAAGCUAUUUAAAAAUAAUGAAUUCUUCCUAAAAGUUUAAAAACUUGUGAACUGCAAGCAGGGAAAUGAGCAAAUGUCCGUCCACCGUCUUUCAUGUGUGUUUAAUUUUUUUUUAAUGUUUUAUUUUUUAAAAACUAAGCUUGAACCAAAGUCAAUUUCUAGCAAGCUGCUGUACUAAUGGACUAGUUUGUAUAAGUGCAGUUCAGAUGCAGAGAGGUGAUAGAUGCUACUGACAAUUUCUUUUCGUUUGUUUUUUAUUUUAUAUAAAAAUUGCUGCUUGUUUUAAUCUUUUUGGGGGGGAUGGGUUUGGUCUUUUGUAUAUCCUUGGGUCAGACAAAUUCUUAACUUGAUUAUUAUCUAAUUUCCAUGGUUUGGUGUGUAAAUAGAAUGGCAAUGGCAGAUGGAUACUAAUCCAGCUGAUCCCGCAUCCUCCUUAGCAGUUUGGCUCAAUCUGAAUACUGUAGUGUGACUGUCUCCAUGAUUUCAGUCUCAGUGUAAAAUUAUAGGGCUAUGAAUAAUACUGUGUGUUAAGAUUUUAAGUGGCCCAUAGCAACAGCUUGGAGCAGUUGAAUGUAUGAAAGGAUGGCAGAGGAGAGACAGGUACCCACUAUGUUGGUCUAGAGGCCAUAGUGUUGACUAGUUUCUACCAAAGGAAAUAUCAAUCCCAUGGAUUUUAUUUUUGUGUGUGUUCAAAUAAGAUCUUAACUUGUGUUCUCCAGCAUACAGACACACAUGCACAGGCACACACACAAACACACAUUCUGACAGACAAAGGAGAUGGUGGUGACCUCUGAAGCAUGGUGUUUGCUCAUCUAUGGAUUUCAAACAUCAAGGUAGACGACCUUUAUGUACAAAAAUAAAAAGAACAUGACCCUUUAAAUCAUCAUAAAACAUCUCUCCAGGAUUCAGAGAAGUUGUAUGUUCUAUUGGCUGGCUAACGUUCCUCAUAUUUUCUGUUUAUGGUUAGAGGGUAUAAUAAAUAGUUAUCUGGAACACUUAAUGUAGCUCAGAUGACAGCUAUAAAAAGGUUACUGUUCUGUUGCGGUAUUCAUGUAAUGUUGGUGUGGGCCUUGUUAAACCUUUUCCCUCCUUUCACCAUGUCAUGUUCAAAGAUUGCCACAAUCCUGAGAGAUUUCAUAGCAAGUUCUUUUAUGAAGGAAGCUCAAAAACAAACAAACAAACAAAACCCUGCAACUAGAAUGUCUUGGUUGAAUUGUAUUCAUACUUUACACGUUCAAUUCCCCAUGUGGCUCAAACCUAAUACAUUUCAUGCCUAUUCAUGAGACUCAUUAUAGU